Paramecium octaurelia is the source of this 3591-nucleotide messenger RNA. Lineage: Eukaryota; Ciliophora; Oligohymenophorea; Peniculida; Parameciidae. The record is from the annotation of a GenBank genome assembly.
AUGAAGAAAAUUGCCGAUUUGGAUUUGAAAACAGACCUAGUAGAUUAAAAAUUGCUAAGUAUGAUUCAACCUUUAUUAAUAUUAAACAGUAUUGAAAUUUAUAUUCUAUAAUGAUUAUUAUGAAAGAUGGCAAAUCAAUGAAAUUAAAGGUUUUGUAUUUAUUUUUGGAUUUCAAUGUUGAUUUCACAACAAUAAGGGAAACUGAAUAUAAUUCGAUGGUCGAAAGAACAGGAAAUGAAAAUUCAACAUUAUACUAAAUUUAACAAAAAGUAUUUAGAAAUGAAUGUUAUAUAAAAAUUAUGAUAAAUUUAUCAUAUGAAAGUGAUCAUAAAAUGGGAAUUCAAAGAAUAUCAAGUUCAUAGAUGCCUAAAUCUUUACAAUCUCCAUCGGAUCUAAAACCUCCAACUAUCAAUUCAUCUCUUUUGAGUAAUAUAAAUCCAUUUUCAGAUGUUGUAAGAUAGUAUUUCAUAGUUAGAGCAUUCCUAGAUAAUAUGAUCCAUAAGGACCGAGUCAUAAAAAUAUUGGGGAUCCUCAUGAAGUUAGACUUGUAGAUGAAACUGAAACUAAAAGAAUGAAAAAAAGUAAUUUUAAUAGGUUUAAGAAGUUUGUAUUUUCAUAACCUAAUACAGAUAAAGAAUUAUUAGAUAAAAAAAUCAUUUCUAAAUUCAUAAGCAUUCUCAAACAAAAAGCAUAUAUUUAUCAUGACUACUUUUUUAACUCAUUAUAAAAACAAAUUUUAACUGAAAAAUACAUGACAUUGUCUAAUAAUACAUUUACUAAUAAUGGAAGUAGAAAUCAAAUAAUAUUAGAUUUUUCGUUUUAUUUUAUUUGGGAUUUGCUCACUUUAUUAUAAACUAUUAUUUUGUUAUUUUGGAUAAUCUUUAAAAUUGCAUUUAAUUCCACAAACCAAUAUUUAACACAAGUCAUAUUCAUUUUAUUUAUUGUACUUGAUGUAUUUAUUUGUUUAGUAUCCCCAUAUCUCUAAAAAGGUUAUAUGAUACUUAAUAAAAUCGAUGUUAUUCGAAACUCAAUCCCUUGUACUAUAAUUGCAAACUUAAUAUAUUCAGUUUCGACGACAAUAUUGUUAUUAUAAAAUAAUAAUGAUGAAACUUUGCUCAUUUUAUAUGCCUUUUAAUUUAUUUCAUCAUUAGCUAAGUUAAAUAAAAUCCUCAAUAAAUUAUCAGAUUUUACUUCCUUAAAUUUUGAACUGCUUGUUAAUAUCGGGUAAUUAAUGUUUUUGCUACAUUUAAGUUCAUGUAUUUGGCAUAUUAUAGGAAUCAAUGAUGAAAAUUCAUGGAUCUAUAAAAAUAAUAUAGAUGAAUCAGAUAAAAUGACUAGAUACUGUCAUGCAUUCUAUUAUUCAAUAUCUUUAUUAUUUAAUGUAGGUUCAAGUAAUAUAAUCAUUACAACAAAUACAGAAUUGAUUUUUUCAAGUCUUUUAAUAUUUCUCUCUAUUUGGAUUUGCAGUCUAAUAUUAUUAUAAUUAAAUUAACAUUUAAAGCACUUUUAUGAAUAAUAAUUUCAUUUAUUGUAUUUUUUAUUAAUAGUAUUUAGUAAAGAGAUGGAAACUAUAAAUGCUUUUUUAAAUAGAAGGAAAGUUCCUUUUUUAAUAAAAUGUAAGGUACGAAAUUAUAUAAAGUAUAUGUUUUACAAUAAAAAAAAUGAUUAUGAGGUAUUUUAUAACAUGGUAAACUUAGAUAAGGUUUAAAAUAUUCUGUAAUCAUUAAGACCAGAUUUAAAAGAAGAAUUAAUAUUGUAAAUGAGAUCAAAAGCGUUGUCUUCUUGUAAAUUACUAUAAAAAUUCUCAAAAGAUUCCCUUUACUAAUUAACCAAACAUAUGGAACAUAUCCAUUAUAAUCCUAAUGAAAUAAUUUCAUAGCACGAUUAAUCUUUGUAUCUGAUUGACUCAGGAGAAAUUGAAGUUUAUGAAUAUGAUAAACCUUUGUUAACCUUAAAAUAAGGAGACUAUUUUGGAGAAAUUCUCUUUUUUUCUGACUUUUCAAGCAAAACAAUUUAUAAGACCUUAGAAUUUACUAGACUAUAUAAAAUUAAUUAAUCUAAUUUCCUACAAAUCAUCUCUUCAAAUAAAGUGGAUCAUGAAAGAUUUAUCCACAUCAAGCAUUCACUUUUUUAUGGAAAUUUUAACGUUAUUAAUGUAAAAUGCUAUUCCUGCAAUUCUUCAAAUCAUUUGAUAAAUAAUUGCCCUUUGUUGAACUAUAAACCUGAUAUUGAAAAGAUAUUUAAAAAGGAAAAUUUUCAUUAAUAGAUUAGAACAAAAUUUUUUAGGGAUAAAAACGUUGAUUAGAGAGCUUUUAAUAAGACUUUUAAAAGGAUUUUCGUAAAAUUUUUAUUAAAUUUAGAUCAAUUUCGAUGCUUUGAAAAUGUUUAGAUUGAAAUAUGAUCUUAUUGAUCAAGAUGAAUACUAUCCAAGAAGCAAUGAAAUAAUUGAGACUGAAGAUAUUGAAUCUGAUACAGAAUCAGCUGAAUCCUAUGAAUAAUAUUAAUCAGAUUAAAUACUCUCAGACAAUAGGUUUAUUGAUAAAUAAGAUGGGUACUUAUUAACAUAUAUUAUUAAUUAGUACUAUCGUUAGUAUUAUAAAGUAAUAAGAUUAAUUAAGAGACAAUUCUAAAAUAUUGUUGGAAGUUGAUGAUAAUAUUGAAGAAAUGUUUAUAAUUAGGCCAAAUAAUUAAAAAACAACAAUGAGUACUGCCUAAUUCUAAUUUGAAUAGUAAUAACAAUACUAAUAAUAGUAAUAAUAGCAAUAAUAAUAAUAAUAGUAGCAAUAAUAGCAAUAAUAAUAAUAAUAAGCAAAUCAAGCAUCAUAUAGAUUUUCGUUAAUGCCCAUUGAUCCUAAAAUUAGAAAAUAAUCAUCCUCUCAGUUAGAAUAAGCAUCAUCUCAAAAUAUAGCUACUGAAGGAUAGAUUCCAUCAGUAAAAGGAUCAAAACAUAAUUCUCAAAUUGCUUUUAAAGGGGAAUAUAGUGAUAAACUAAAAUUUGGAUCUUAAAAUAAAAUAUCCAGUUAUAUUAGUCUUGAUAAUAAAAUAAAAAAAAAUUUAUCCAGAAUAAAAGAAGAGGAUUCUGAUACAUUAAAUUUAUCAAAUCGUUAUAAUUCAGAUGAAUAACAAAGUUCAUAAAACAUGAAGUAUUUUUAUAGAUAAAGUCAAAAUUCAUUACCUUCAAGAAACACCUAUUUGAGACCAUCUAUGAAAAGAAUUUCAUCUAAAAUAUCAUCUAUAAACUUUAUACCCGGAACAAGAACAUAUAAUAAAACAAAUACUCCAUUUACAAGAUCAUUUGUAAAUUUUCCUACCACAGCAGGAAUAGUGGAUUUAAGUAUGUACAAAAGAGAAGAUUAUAAAUCUGAAGAUUUUGAGACGAUGUUUGUUUAUACGAUAUAUUUUCCUUUAGGAAAUUAUCCAAACAUAAUUAAGAGGUUGAAUUAUUAUUUAAAAUGCCAAUUGUAAGAAUUUGUUUAAUCUAAAUAUACCUUUUAAUAUAAAGUAAAAUAAUUAAGUUAAAAACACAGUUUAUUGUAGAUGAAUCCUGAUUUGUUAAACAUUAAGAGUUAGUCUAAAACAAUAUUUGAAUGA